Peronospora farinosa is the source of this 957-nucleotide messenger RNA. Lineage: Eukaryota; Oomycota; Peronosporomycetes; Peronosporales; Peronosporaceae. The record is from the annotation of a GenBank genome assembly.
AUGGAUAAAAAGCUCAAGGAUGGCGUCGUUGGGGCUCACUCGCGCCACACUAAUUUACUACAGAAUGACAAACGCCUGGUCCCAGUCUGGGUACUUGUGAUGAUUGGACUGCUAGUUAGCGCAGAGGUGUACAUCAUCAGUACGUCACAAGCUUGCAAUUUUUGGGAGAAAAAGUGCACUCCUACAGUUGUAGACGCCAACGAUGUCGAGAGUGCACUUUUUCACCGAUAUUACACGGAACUGAAGAGCAUCGGUGCGUUGCCACCACCUGAUAUAGGGAAGAAACAUGCCAACCUCUGCAACACGGCAAAUCGGCUUCAAGCCCAAUACGAGUACUGUUUGCCGAUUUCGGGACGAAAGGACUCGCCGUUUUGCGAUGCAGCUGAUCGAAUGAAUUUACUUAACACGGAUAGUAAGUCAAUCUGUUUCGCCAGUGUACUGCACAUGCUGAUGGUCGAAGUGUACGAAGAGCUUCAAGCAACAGGAAAUACCCCGUUCCUCACUUUUGGGUCGUUGUUAGGAGCUGUACGCAACCAGUCAAUAAUCCAUUAUACCGAAGACGUUGAUAUCGGCUACGUUGAUAAAUUGAAGAUGGUCGACAAGUUAAGUGUUGCGCUGCAAAAGAAAGGCUAUCACAUGUUCUUCAAGGAUAUCUGGCGGGUGUGCGUGGCUCCGACUCACCCACUUGCUGGUCAUUUGUACGACCCAGACCAUUUAACGACUGAGAGUUUUGGCGUGCCGUACGUUGACUUGUACAUGAUGAUGCAAAUCAAAGGUACAGAUUGGAACUUAUUAGAGCUCGAAAAACUGCUGCCUAAAGACAGGGUUCAGCUAUUCUCGCAAGUUACAGUUAAUGGACAAGUGUUCGAUACGUUUCGCGAUCCAAAGUACUUCUUAACGGUAGCAUAUGGUUCGGACUAUAUGGUCCCAAAGUCCAGACAAACCCGUCAGUUGUAG